Messenger RNA from Meloidogyne enterolobii, 585 nucleotides. The record is from the annotation of a GenBank genome assembly. Lineage: Eukaryota; Metazoa; Nematoda; Chromadorea; Rhabditida; Meloidogynidae.
AUGUUUAUUUAUUUAAUUAUUUUUUUGCUUCUACCAACAGCACCGGAAACAAAUGCUUUUCCAAAUUUAUACAAAGGCAUUUGUAAUGCAUAUAACACGGUGAGUUUAAUUAACAAUCCAUUGAAUGGUUCUACAGAAAUAAUUUUGGAGAAUUAUUUCAAAGAAUUUCUUUCAACGGAAGACCCCAAUCAAAUUAACAUAAUGUAUCUGAAAAUAUCGAUACUUUCUCAAGUAUUUUUAAUGGAAAUUGCUUUGGACAGAGUUGAGGCAGGAGAUAAUAUAGGAUUAAUUGCACGAUUAGCCAUGCUGUGCCCAGUUAACUUAUUGCCUUAUGAAAUACGUUUGUGUGAUAUAGUAGCAACUUUUAAAACAGAAUAUAAAAAAUUAGUAGAAAAAAAUUUUGAAAAAAAUAUUCAAAAAUAUUCUCCAAAAGACUGCGUUUCUGCAGAUGACGAAAAAAGGAAAAAAAUAUUUUUGGAAUUUCAAGAAGAAAUUUGGGAGGCUAAUUUUAUUGUUUUCUUUAAUCAUUUUAAAAAUGAAAAGGGAGAGUCUUUUCAAAAAAUUUUGCGGUACGUUUUAUUCUGA